This is a messenger RNA of Bombina bombina (fire-bellied toad), 3439 nucleotides long. Its product is annotated as syncytin-2-like. The transcript is spliced from 2 exons. The record is from RefSeq and is a predicted model, not a curated record. Bases 123 to 866 code for a protein of 247 amino acids. Lineage: Eukaryota; Metazoa; Chordata; Amphibia; Anura; Bombinatoridae.
CAUUGCUAUAACAUAUGUUCACAUUUUCAAAGUGAACAUUUUAUAAGUGAGGCACUGGCAAUAGAAUUAUACAAUAAUUCAACAAGGAUUGGGCAAGGGGCAAGGAAAAGAUUCUUGUUGGCAUGGCUGCUAUUGUAACCGGUGCUCUGUUGGGACUCCUUUUGGCCGCAUGCGUAAGCCGAGCACUGAUGAGCCAGAGGAUGAAACGUGAGGUGUCUGGUGCCAGCUAUCACACCUUCUAUGAGGGAAGCAUGACCGUUCCGUAUUGCACAACAUGGGCAUCUUGCUCCAUCCCAUUUACCUUUGAUGAUGACGUAAAAAACAUGAAAGGUGCCUGUCUGACCAAAAAUGAAUAUGGAAAUUGGAUACUCCUUACCAAGCGAGAAAUGGUGGUAUUUGAACUAUCAGAAGAAGAGACAAUUACCUGUGACAUCCCUUCCUUCACUGUACAUUGUGUAACUAAAGAUUUUUGUUCUGCUGCAGUGACCAGGGAAGACUGUAAGGACUCUAAAAAGGAUGAGAGCUGGACAAUUGUUUUACCGGAUGAGUACUUAAUAUUUGAAUUGCAAGAAGGGGUUGGGUUGAUUUGUGAAAAUCCCAGUACGCCUUCCACUUCCCCAAAACUAACAGUGGGGAUUCAGGAACGCAUUUUAGGUUGUAAAACAUCCACUGAUACACAGGUUCGUGCUGUAAUGUUAAACAUAUCAUACACUGAUGGGGAACCAGAGGGACUGACAUAUGUGUGUAAAUAUACAGGAAAAGAGUCAUCUGAACCUCUUUUAAUGUAUAUCAGGAGACCUGUAAUGGAUGGGAAAUUAUUAAACAACCGACAAAAGGAAAAAGGGACCAUGCACGGCACCAUUUAGGCUCCCUGCACGCCUCCUCAUGGGAACUUGAUAAUACCUUUGUAAAAACUGCCAAAGAUGUGUUCAAUGUGACAAAUGUUCAGGGACCAUGUUGGGUAUGUGGGUUUGUGCCUCACGGGCAGACUAGGGGUUAUCCUUAUUUAGGUGUCCCUUUAACCAUGAGUAUGCUUGCCGAUAUGAUUGGGAAUAAGACUGUGUGGAAUUUUACAGGUCUUAACACACCAGGUAGGGAUGACUUGCUGGAUAAGUUGCAUCUAGCUAAUAAUGUGACUACAGGUGCUAUUAUGUUUCAGAAUCUAGAUGGGGAUAUAUAUAGUACUAAUAACCUAACCCAGCUACCUGACAUGAUAAUGUUAAUGUAUAACAUAGGACGGCUAGUUAAAAAUAGGACAGGGGUAUUCAACAUUAAACUGAAAUUCUAUGACUUCUCAUAUUUGACAUAUGCCCAUGAGAAAUGGAAGACUAAGUUUGGUGAGCCCAGAGACCUUAUUAAAGACUGGUACCAGCUUAAUAGGGAAACACUAGCAGGUAACACACGGACUAAGGAUGGGAGGAAGCGAUUGAAUAGGAUAUGUCCUCCUUUUGUUAAGCUGCCAGUGGGAUAUUAUUGGUUGUGUGGGAGGUGGGCAGUAAAGGUAAUACCUUGCACCCAUUAUGGCCCAUGCUUUUUAGGAUAUAUAUUCCCUGCUUUUAACAUAACCACCACGCUUCCACCACCUAUAUUGCAUAGAACACGAAGAUACCUUGACCUGGACAAAAUACACAAUGGAGUUAAAAUUAGUGAAGGUAUGAGCCUGCUUGCAACAUUUGUCCCUCAUUAUGGUGCUGCUACAGCCCUCACUAGAUUAAACACGCUAGCUGAUUUAGUAGAUGAAGCUUUUAAUGUAACUGGAGAUGCAAUAAAGCUUUUAGCAUUAGAACAGGAACAAAUUAGGAUGGUGGCAUUACAGAAUAGAAUGGCUCUAGACUACCUCCUAGCUGCAGAAGGAGGAGUUUGCCAGAGAAUCCACCAGCAAUGCUGUGUGUACAUAGAAGACAAUGCAGGAAGAAUCAAACAUGACCUACACAGAUUAGAAGAAGUGCAAAAGCACAUACGUGAGGUACAUGACGAUUCAUUUAGCAAAUGGCUUAAAGACUUUGACUGGACUUUUGGACUGGGGGGAUGGCUUGGAAGCUUAGGCAAAACUAUAGUUAAAUGGCUAUUAAUAAGUCUGGCUUGCUUGUGUGCGAUAUUCAUUAUAGUAAAAAUGUUUGGAUGUUUCUGUAAUACAUUAGGUAGGAUGUGUUUUAAACCAAAAGACAAUAUUACUUGAGUGGAUAAGUCUUAAUUAUUAAGGUAUGUGUUUAGAAACAAGCAAGGUGUCACAUGACCAAGGGGUGGAAUGUAAGGAAAGUGGUUGCAGUAAUUGCUCAUGCGACACUUGCUUAAACUUGUGUGACUUUGCCUUUAAGAGAGUGAAAGCAUAAGACACUUGCACUAACUUGUGUGACUUUGCCUUUAAGAGAGUGUGCCUUUAACAGAGUAAAAGACAUUAAUUAACUUCAAGUAGAUGACACUGAAUUUUGCUAAGUCAUGCUACAAGUGGUAAACAACCGAUGGAUGCUGAUGAUAAGAAGUCAAAACCCAGACAGAACAAGGGUGUAACCUUGGCAGGGGUCACUUACUGACAUUAAGGAACAUCUUGAUAACACAUUGGUAUAGGGGCUAAUGCCAUGGUAAUAUUGUUAAAAGAUUAAUUAUUAUUAAUUGCAAUAGGCUAAGUAAUAUUAAUUGCAAUAGGCUAAGUAAUAAAGCCAUUAUGAUGUUUAGCUAUUAAUUAUAUCUAUGGAAAGAUUGUUAAAACUAUUAUUGAUGUAUUUGACAAAAGUAACUGCAUAAGACCACAUAAUUAAUAUUAGGCAGAAAAACAUGUUUUUUUGAAACUAAAGAUGACGGCAUUGCAGUUUAGGAAUACGUCAGAGAUAGUACCUGGGCAUGCCCUGAUAAGCUUGGUUGAGGCUAAGACAGACUGGCCAGAUGUCUUGGGCCACGGCCAACCUCAGAGGGAGCGGUCUCAGGAUCUGUGGAGUUGCGCCAAAACUGUUAAACAAGUGAACAGUAUAAAAAAAGGGUACCUGUGGGCAAUCUGAUCAGUCUGAGAGUCUGAGUGUCCGAGUGUCUGUGUAUUUUUGGUGUGUGUAUUUGAGUGUAUUUUUGGGACCUGUGGAUGGACGCAUCUUCAGUGUUGUUUUUUCCCGAUGAUCGCCUGUUUUUCUCCUGGUCCAAAGAUUGCCCAGAUGUCCCCUCCCAUUGCGCCCCAGAAGCGGCAGGAUAGGAUGAUGCAACCAGAGAUCACGGUGAUGUAUUAAUUUGUUUGUUUAAAACUAGCUAGACUUGUUUUAGUGGUAAUACAACAUAAGAUUGUUAUCAGUCGUUGCGCAGACAACUGAAUGUAACUAAAAGCUGCAUAGAUGAUUAUAUGAGUAUUGCAAUUGCAUAGAGUGUUAUAAGCAUGAAUAGUGGUUUGUGGUAUUUUGUUUCCAUGAUUAUGUUGCAGAAUAAAACCAUCAUUGUUAUUAUAAGAUUGUGAAAA